CAUGUAGGAAUAGUAGAACUAUACCCCAAAAAUACAAAACAAGACCAGUAGAGAGUUGAUAAUGGAUAAAUUGUGAAGGGCUUGGGACGGUGGGAGCAGCAGACAGCGCCCAGCGAGUUGGUUGGGCUUGUUUUUAACCAUUUGGUUUCAUUCCUUGAUGCCUUUGUUUUCCUUUCGCUCUGACGGCUUACAUUCAUCCGUGGGCAGAGAGGCAUAGCACAGCAGGAGGCAAAGUAGUUUCUUCUUUUUUGUUGGGAAAUAGCGAAAUCGGUGGAUUUGGUGGGCGAUAGGAAUGUCAAACUUGUUAGAGUAAAAAGGAAGAAGAGAAUGGAUAUGUAUCAUCCAAGGCUCCAAGCCCAUCAUCAUCAUCAUCAUCAUCAUCAGGAAGAAAUGCUUAAUAAUCUCAAUCACAAAGGAGGUCUAGGAGAGCCUUGCCUCGUCUUGACUUCUGAUCCCAAGCCUCGUCUCCGUUGGACUGCUGACCUCCACGAUCGAUUCGUCGAUGCUGUCACUCAACUUGGCGGCCCCAAUAAAGCUACACCAAAGGCUAUCAUGCGGACAAUGAAUGUGAAAGGACUAACUCUUUUUCAUUUAAAGAGUCACCUCCAGAAAUACAGAUUAGGUAAGCAAUCAGGGAAGGAUAUGGGUGAGGGACCAAAAGAUGGGAUAUCAGCUUCAUAUCUUUUAGAAAGCCCUGGAACCAAUAAUUCUACCCUAAACUUGCCAACUUCUGACAUGAAUGAGGGCUAUGAGGUGAGGGAGGCAUUAAGGGCACAGAUGGAAGUACAGAGUAAAUUACAUUUGCAAGUUGAGGCCGAAAAGCACUUGCAGAUUCGCCAGGAUGCAGAACGAAAAUAUAUGGCCAUGCUUGAGAGAGCUUGUAAGAUGCUUGCUGAUCAUUUUAUUGGAAGUGGUGCAGUUACUGAAGCAGAUAACCUGGAAUUUAGUAGUAAGAUGCUGAGAAAUUAUUCUUUUGAUCCACUUGGAUUUUACUCCUCCCAAUCUGCUGAGGUGGUCAAUGGAUGCGGCCAAGAUGAAGAAAUGCCAUCUGGUCUGCAUUCUCAGAGGGCUGAUGGUUCUACUGAAAGCUGCCUAACUUCACACGAGAGUCCAGGAGGUUUGACAAUGGAAGUAUCUCCUGUUGAAGAGAAGAAAAAGAUGCUGAACUUGGAGUCAACAACAGGAUCUUUGAUUUGGGCCGAUGCCAGGGUUAGUCCCCAAGGGCUAACUGGAUAUGGCAUGUAGAGAUGUAAAAUGAGUCAUAUUCUUCUGUUUGCUUAAGUCGUUACAGUAAGUGUAAAAAUGCUGAUUUAUUUGUGUCCACUGAGUUGACAGGAAAUCGAAGCUUUGAGAUGACUGGAACAAGUCUGAAAAUUGUAAAUCCAAGUUGCUUAUGCUCUAAAUAUCAAACAUUUAGUCUCUUAAACAUGGCUUGUGCUGAUUUUAUGGGAAAUCCAUGUGAUCUCCGAAGUCCAACCUUGGAAUGCCUAUAUGUGUUCUUCGGGAUUUUUGGUUUUCAAUCUGUGCUUGUGUUAUUGCAGGCAAUUUUGGGGAAUGAAAAGUUAUGAUGCAGUGGAGGCGUGUAGGAUAAUGUGGAAAUUUUGGUUGUGCAGUGAAGUUAAAGUCUGCAAAACAUAUUUUUCCAAAAUAUAGUGGUAAGAUCACUGAGCAGCAUUAGCAGUCUGGGAAACGUUGAAGGGGACUAAGAAGCUCUGAAGAGUAAGCAGAAAGGAGAGCGUCCAGCAAUGUUGGAGGAUAACGAGCUGAUAGCAAAGGAUGGGAUUGAGGAAGCUGAAGUGAGCAGAUGGAUAUUGGUCUUGUUUUUUCAUUUGGUAUCAGGGUAUGGGAUAACAAACGCAGAAAGUUAUGGUGGUGAUUAAGGUGAAAUUGAAGCGGCGUGGCAUCACUCAUCAGGAAGUGGAAUAGUGAGGAUGGUUGGGCGAAUGGAGUCAUUGCAUGUGUUGAAAUGGAAUAUAGAACGUUGGUAUUGAUGAAUUGUCGAUUAAGAAUAUGAUUACAGAAGACAAAAAAUAAAAAAUAAAAAAGCAACUAGCAAGGCGGGGUGGAGAAAAUAAAAAUUGAAAUCAUCAUUCAUUCACGUAACAAUCAAGACGAAAGAAGACAGCAAUGGCCGGAAUCAUCGAGGGAAGGAACGGAAUAUAACUUGGUAGAUUCCGUGGAAGCCGGUCGCUACAUGUCAAUCUUGAAUUUCAUUAUCAUACUCCUACUUACGUUUGCUAUUAUUAUAACUGUGUAAACAUAAUUUCUCUUCUUAAUUAAUAAAUUUAAGAUGCGUGAAUGACGCACUAGACGGAGAGAGAGGAAGAAGAGCAGAUACAGAUACUUCCAAGUAUGAUGAAUGAAUGCCUACCUACAAAUAUUUGCAGUCGCGGUCCAAAAUUCUAAUAUAGGGAAAGUAAAAAUAAAUUGUUUAAAAGAAUCUCGUAAAAGUAAAUGAAUGAUAUUUUUACCUUACU
Molecule: messenger RNA, 2477 nt
Organism: Durio zibethinus
Lineage: Eukaryota; Viridiplantae; Streptophyta; Magnoliopsida; Malvales; Malvaceae
Source: RefSeq, a predicted model, not a curated record